This is a messenger RNA of Triticum turgidum subsp. durum (durum wheat), 5556 nucleotides long. The record is from the annotation of a GenBank genome assembly. NCBI's taxonomy places the organism in Eukaryota, Viridiplantae, Streptophyta, Magnoliopsida, Poales, Poaceae.
AUGACAACACCGAAGCAUGGGGAGUGGAAGAUCAUCAACAUCACGACAUGGGCGGAAAAUGUGGGUGAGGCAUGGCGAGCCAUCAACUGCGAGACGAACACAAAAGAGAGAAAAAAAGUAAGCAUGUGUUUAGCUAAUUUUGGUGCCCUGUCUGAUGCGUUGAUUCGACCGAAGCGGAUGGCCAACACCCGGUCAGGAGGGGCGAACAAUGAGGGGGCAGGGGACACCAGUGCAAGGAAAGGCAGUGCCGCCACCAAGUCCGCAUCGACCUCCACCUCGUCUGCCGGUGGAAGGGAGUCCAGAAGCUCGUCCACGCGUGAAACGAGCGAGGAGCAGAAGCCAAACCUCAGGAGGUCGAACCGGGAAACAAGAGGAAAGAACCCCGUUGGGACCACCACACCGGUUUCGCAGAAGUCUACGAGGGGCAGGAGCAACCCCAGCACACCUGAUACCCCGAAAUCGUCGCCAAAGAAGCUAAAAGGGUCGACAAUGAAGGCUGGUACCCCAAGAACGUCCAACAGAAUAAAGAAAAGUACCGUUUCAGCUUCGACCGCUUCAAAUGAUUCAAAUGGAGUUCCUAGUCCAGUGGCCACUCCCGACAAAACCGUAAAUGGACAAAUUGAUGAACAUAACUCAGCAAAGCAUAAGCAUGAUGAUGCUUCCGAGAGUGGUACCAGGUCAUUGAAGAAGCAGAAAAGGCUAACUGCAAAGAGCUAUACAUGUCUCUUCAAGACAUCUUCUGAAGAAUAUGAAAAAUCCCCUGGCUUGUAUUGCUUGUUAUCAAUGAAAUUUUGGCAUGCCAAUUCUUUUCAUCCCAAUGCCUUCGUCCCUUCAUCUAUCUUCCGUGAUGUAUUCCCUGCUGCUACUUUCAAAGGCUAUGAAGGAAAUGCUUCCAAGGUGGACGCGGAAGACAAUGGCUCUGUUUUGAGGUAUGAAGAAAGUGGCGCACAUGAAGAAGAUGACAAGGCACAUUUAAGUCAAGUCGUCAAUAAUUGUUUGGAAGGCUAUACUUCUGGCCAGUGUGAACCUCCCGAGGUGAUAUUGGAGACAGAUGGGUUGAAAACUGAUGUUGAAAAAUCUGCUCAGUGUGAAGCUCCUGAGGUGAUAUUGGAGACAGAUGGGUCGAAAACUGAUGUUGAAAAAUCCGCUCCCAUUUCAGAGGCACAUAUGACUGCUGAUCUGUGCUCACAAAAUAUUCUGACUGAAAGCAGUCCUGCAAUGGAUGCUAGAGAGCCAACUCAUGACUGUUCAGAGUUCGCACUUCACACUGCAAUGGGCCGGAAAGCGGACUCAUCAAAAUUUGUGGAGUAUUGGGUUCCUGCUUGCCUUUCACGAGUGCAACUAGAAAUGUACUGUUAUACCUUACUUUCAAACUCACCAGCGCUUCGAUCACAUUCAAAAACUGACAGUGUUGGUGCUCUUCGCAACAUUCUUGUAUCCCUCCGGAAGUGCUGCGACCACCCUUAUCUAGUAGAUGCAAUGCUCCAAACCUCACUUACCAAGGGCUACCCGAUAACUGAUAUCCUAGAUAUUGGAGUGCGUGCGAGUGGCAAGCUACUGCUUCUUGACAAAAUGCUCCGAGAAAUCAAGGGAAAAGGGCAGAGAGUUCUUAUCCUUACCCAGUCCUGUGGUGGAGCUGGCAAUCCAAUGGGUGAUAUUUUGGAUGAUUAUGUCCGUCAAAGAUAUGGUUUUGAGUCAUAUGAACGCCUGGAGCGUGGUCUCGCUGUAUCAAAGAAACAGGGUGCAAUGAGUAUGUUCAAUGACACGACUAAGGGCCGGUUUAUUUUCUUGAUUGAUAGUCGUGCAUGUCUCCCAAGCAUUAAACUAUCUUCAGUUGAUGUCAUCAUCAUAUAUUGUAGUGAUUGGAAUCCCACAAAUGACUUGAGAGUCCUCCAGAGGAUCAGCAUAGAGUCACAAUCUGAAUGUGUGCCCAUUUUUCGUCUGUAUUCAUCUUGCACAUUGGAGGAAAAGGCUCUUAUACUUGCAAAGCAUGAUCAUAUUCUUGAUAGCAAUGGCCAGAAUAUAACGCCUAUCCUGAGCCAUUCUCUGCUUAGUUGGGGUGCAUCAUUUCAAUUCAGCAGACUCGAAGAGCUAAAAAAUGAUGCAUAUUUAACCAAUGAUUUUGGUGCUGAAAAACUGUUCAUGGAUAAAGUACUUCAGGAGUACUUAAUGAAGUUGUCCAUGAAAAAUGAUCCCAGCACUGAGAUGAGCAAUGCAGCCAUUUCACAAGCUCGUCUGAAUGGACCUUUUUAUUCUAGAGAUACUGUUGUGGUAGGUGAGAGGGGCGGGAUAUCUGCACCUGAUAGUGAUCUGCCAAAAUUCUGGGUAAAUUUGCUAGAUCGGAAGUCUCCUCGUUGGCAGUAUAUAACUGAGCCGACACAAAGAAGCCGUAGAAAGAUACAAAACAUGGAAGAAGGGAAAAUUCCUGCCGAUGAGGCCAGUACCAAACGUAGAAAAAUUGCUGGACCCUUGGAUUCAUCUGCAAAUGUUUUAGCUGGCGAAGAUAAGGACUCAAUAUUGCCUGAAAUUAAUACUACAUCUAGUCGUCAUCAAAUAUCAGUUGACCACACGUGGCAGGAACAAGGGGUGGAACAUCUUCAGGACACACAAAAAGGUCUUCACAUCAAAUUGAAGCCAGAGCUAUCAAAGCUAUAUGAAUUGUUUGAACUACCGGGAAGUGUUCAAUGUUUAUGUGAUGAACUUCUUCAUUAUACUUUGAAGAAUCACCAAGUCAGUGUGGAGCCAAAGCACAUAUUGCAUGCAUUCAACAUUGCACUGUGCUGGCGUGCUGCUUCUCUCUCAAGGCAUCAGGUUAAUCAUAGAGAAUCACUGGCCCUUGCUGAAAAACACUUGAAAUAUGAGUGCAGUGAAACUCUCGCUGAGUUGGUUUAUAACAAGCUAAGGAUCCUAAAGAAGGAGUUCUCACAUAGAGUACGCGGAACAGGCGAGAAUAAUCAAUCAAUUUCAGUAAAGAACAUAUCACCAUAUCAGCAGGAGACCUCAACUAAAUAUGGAAAUGACAAAUCAAUCCCUGAGCAGGCAGCAUCUGUUGGUGGGAACGAAUCACACCAAGAGGAUUCACAUGAUUUAGUGAUUGAGGCUAUCGUACCAGGAGAGAAGGAAGUCAAGGAACUGCUAUCUGUUCCAGAGAUUCAUGCAAAGCAGCAUUUAUCAAAGGAUGUACUUCUUAGUAGAAUCAGAGAGAAAAGAAUUAAUUUGGUUGACAUGGUUUUCUCCUUGAGAGAAAAGAAUAUCCAUGAUAAACAAGCAAACGAGGUGGCAAUGUUUGACAUGCACAGGCACAAGGGAGUGGUGAAACUGAGAGAAUCAUGCAGAAUAGUUGUGGAACACCUUCGUAGGUCUCAAGCUGAUCCAGAGGGCAGAGGCGGUCAAACGAAGCUAAUAGUUGUAUGGUUUACUAUGCUACUAUGUGCGUUUCUGAAGCACAUGAGGUACCAACGUGAGAAGCUUGACUGGCAGCAAUCAAAGGUGUGGACUAAGGAGUUGCAGUUGAAGGAAGAUUUCCUUGACAAAGCAAAAUCUGGCCAAUUGGAUCAUACUUUUGAUCAACGUAUUUGUUUACCAGAUUCAGGCUUUGCCAUUGAAGAAUUCAGCCACUUUAGCUCCUGUGUUGAUACAGCUACCUUGGCAAACUGUCCGCAGUCUUUGCACGGAACCUCGGCGAUGGAAGUUACAUUGGUUCGUGGUGUGAUUCCAUCUGAUGUUAUCAAUGCAGAAGCAGCGGGAAAUGGUUCUGCUGAAGUUUUUAUCCACAGUGAAGGAAGGCUAGCAUCAGAGAACAUGGUCAGCAAUAGUUUUGCUUGCAUCGACUCGCAAGGAGGGGCAUCUCUGUCAGUUCAACAGCAAUUAAACUCUAGUCCUGCAAUUGAUAAUUCUAUUAAUCAGGAAUCUUCAAGUGGUGACCAUAGAAGGAUCGAACAUGUUGAGCAACAGAGUGGUGUGGGUUCGCAACCAUUACCGGGAGAGACUGACCGACGUUUAGGAGAUGCUGAAAUGGAAGUUAACACCGGCAAUGGAGACAAUACUCAGGCAGAUCCACCGGAAUCACAGACUCUGGCUCCUGUGCCUAGCCAGGCUUCCUUGCAAAUGUCUAAGGAAGUUGAAGCCGAGGCCAAUCUUGUAAUGCCGUCUGCCGAACCAAUUGUAGCACCAGCACCACUUCUACGAAGAGAGGCAGAACAAGUAGACCGUUCUGGUAUAACACCAGCUCAGACGUUGCAACCUGAAAUGCAACCAUCAGCAUCCAGGGAAGUUUCUACUCCGACGGAUCUGAUAAUUCAGUCUGCACAACCAAGUAUGGUGCCAACUGAGCUUUCACAAAGAGAUGUAGAACAAUCAAGCCUACUUUCCCGUGCGCCAUCAUCUCAGUGUUUGCCAUCGGUUCCACUGUCCAGUAUUCCACUUGAAAGAACAAGCCCUGAUCAGUGCCAACAAAGUCAUCAACCUGAGGCUGCACCGGGUUCUUUAGCACAACUCUUUCUGGGGGCACCAAUGAUGUUUAAUCAUCCACCAGUUGGUGAUGAACCACUGAAAAAUGAGUUGCACAGAUUACGGUUAUACAUUGACUCACGUAAUAAAGCCCACAAACUAAAGCAAAGGAAGAUGCUUGAUAGUUUAUGUGAGAAAGUUAUCCUCAACCAGUCACUAGCUGACGAUUUUCGGGCUAAAUUCAUAUCUUCUUCUGGAGCGCAAGCUAGAGCCCACAGCCCUCCAAAUCACCAGAGACCCCAGGCUUCUCAGCAAGUUCCCAUGAGGCCUUCAGCGGCGGCAUCGACUGCAUCACCAACUGCAUCGUCGACAGCUGGUCGACCACCAGUGCAGAUGCAUCAUGUCCAACCAUUACAGGUCCAUCAACCAUCACCAUCAUCAUCAUCAUCGCCAUCUUCACCUCACCCCUCCAGAUCAACAUCAACUACUUUUGGUCUCGUGCCAGUUCUGCCACGGGGAAACUUUGGAGUCCAGAGUGAAGUAACACGUGUACCUGCUCCUCAUCUUCAGCACAGGUUGCCUCCACAGGUGCAUUUGAUGGCACAUGCAAAUCAGCAGCAGCUUCCAACUGGGCUCGAGAGCACGUCUGCAAGGACACGGUCUACCCCUGUGACUCCAGUAAAUAUAAGACAAUCAUGCCCACAGGCAGUUCCCCCAGGGAACCAAUCACUGUCAAGCUUGCACCCAAGUUCACACCCCACUGUACCUGCACCAUUGGGGCCAUCAAGCUCACAUCAAAUUCAGCAGGUUCCACCACUGCCAUCAAGUUCACAGCCAACACGCCUGCUGUCGCCUGUAUCUUCGGUUCCAAGUCCAGUUCUGCCACUAACAUCACCGCGAGGUUUGACUACGACAUCUGGCGUUGCCUCAGCUGCGUUGAAUGUGUUGCCAGGUAGGGGUGUUGGCCCUUCCGCACCAGGCAUGCCACCGUCAGACUCUGAUUCAGUAUCGCUGGAUGAAUGGCUAACAGGAAAGCUUGGGCUGCGCAAUGAUCCCCCUGGCGUGGCCGCUCGUGUAGAUGUGGUAUGCCUAUCUGACGAUGAAUAG